Molecule: messenger RNA, 2024 nt
Organism: Pezoporus occidentalis (night parrot)
Lineage: Eukaryota; Metazoa; Chordata; Aves; Psittaciformes; Psittacidae
Gene: CLRN2
Product: clarin 2
Exons: 3
Coding region: 517-1215 (232 amino acids)
Source: RefSeq, a predicted model, not a curated record
CCCCCGCGGCACUGACGUGUACAGGCGGGUGGGAGUGAGCAGGGGGCUCCCUACCGCUCAGGAGCCCGGAGAACCCGGCUGCCAAAUCGCCUGGUUUAAUGCUUGGCUCCCCGCACACAGCUACUUACCCACGUUUAACAAUCUAAAAAACUGGAUUCUCCUCAUUUUCUUCCCAUGAGGUUACAGUAAAGAACUUGAUGUCAUUUGAGCAGGACAAUUAAACCGCUGAUGAAACCUUAGCCAGCCAAUAGAUAUAGGAUUACUUUCCACAGAAACAAGCAUCGCCUCUCUACAGUAUAACAAAGCUGUUCCUUGCAACCAUUUCAGGAUGUUAUCGCAGCAAAAUAUGUUGUUCAUUUGAUUUUUAACUGUACUGCUUAAUUUCUGGAGCUUCAAAGUACAAUGAGAUGUAUUUUGAAGCACCUGCUCUUCAUCUGUGAAUUUUGGAGCAUGAGAAAGAACGGAGACGUGCCUGCUGUACAGAGGCCUUGGUGAUGAUUCAUUGAAAAGACUAGGAUGCCUGGCUGCUUUAAAAAGACUUUAUUUGCCUUGGCUUCCCUAGUAAGUUUUGUGUCUUUUAUCCUGAUUGUUGUUGCAAUGGGGACCCCAAAGUGGAUGACUGGGAAGAUCCUUUGCAAAACAGGAGCUGAUUUGGUCAAUGCCACAGAUCCAGAGCUGGUCAAGUUCAUUGGAGAAAUUUACUAUGGACUCUUCCGGGGCGGCAAAAUUCGGCAGUGUGGGUUGGGCGGGCGGCGCUCCCAGUUCACAAUUUUCCCACACAUGGUGAAAAAGCUGAAUACAGGCCUGCACGUGAUCAUUAUAAUGUUCCUCUGUGUGGCCAUUUCCUUUUCUCUGGUCAGUUUUGGAUUCUGCAUUCUUAACACAAUAAAAGUUCCUUACCGGGCUAUUAAAGGUCCAGCAGGAGUUUGCCUUUGGAACUUCAUUGCAGGUGGAUUUCUAGUACUUGCAGUCACCAGCUUUAUGGCUGCUGUGAAACUUCAUCACCUCACAGAAAGAAUCGCCAGUUUUCGGGAAAAUAUCUUUCAAUUCGUUGUCUUAGAAGAAAGGUUUGAAGACUCUUUUUGGCUUUGUGUGGCAAGUGCCACAGCACAUGCAGUGAAUUUGCUGCUAAUAGCCAUUAGUGGGAUUCAUUUCCCUAAAAUUAAGACUAAAACAGAAGAAGCAAAUGUUACAGCAGAAGAUAUCAUGUACUAAUAAAUCUACACAGAACUACUUUGGUCAAGUGAACUGUCACAACACAAAACAACUGCUUGGCUCUUCAGCUUUUGAUUUGGAUGGAUAAUUUUUGUAUAAACAUGUGUAAAUAUGAUAUUCGGCUGUACCAGCAAUUCACAUAUGUUGGAAGGUGGGAAUAACAAAUGCAGUUACCAUUGUUCUCCAAACUGACUGAUACAUGUAGUGAAUACACACUGCUCACAGGUUUCUGAAAAUUUGCAUUUUGAGAUAUUUUAGAAAACUCAACUGAAAUACAAUUUCAUUGAAACCAAGUGUCUUCUUUGUUUAGAAAGAAUGUGUAUCACAAAUCUUUGAUACCCUAAGUUUAUUUCAAAACAGAAAGAACGGACAUCUACCAAUUAAUUUCACAGAAUUACCUGGAAAACAUUGUGAGGGCUGUGUGAAAUAUGUUUGGUGAUGUUAUAGCACAUUGAAAAAGAACACUUCAUCAUCUCUAAAGCUAAAAUUAAGGAGAAGCACAGGCUAAGUAUGUGUGAAAUGUUUCAACUGAAAUUAUCAAACCCCACAGAGUAAAGAAGUGAGAAAAGUAAGGUUCAUGGGGUGCUUGUGGACUAUGAAAUAAAAUGUAUUAGCUGCAAAAUGAAGGUUUCAUCGCAGCUUCUGGGAGUAAAGUAAACAGAAUCAAAGUAACUGCUUUUCGAUAACCAGGAAAAUGAUAAUCUGACACAUCAGUUGUCUUCGGAACCCUUGUAGUUCUUAUGUCUGUAUGAAAUCAAGUAAAAGUGAUGUAUGGUGAAACAGUAUUAAAAUGAAUUUGAAUGGUUAAA